This is a messenger RNA of Trifolium pratense (red clover), 4269 nucleotides long. Its product is annotated as ATPase family AAA domain-containing protein At1g05910. The transcript is spliced from 10 exons. Gene Ontology annotation, molecular function: ATP hydrolysis activity; histone binding; chromatin binding. Gene Ontology annotation, cellular component: nucleus. The coding region runs from base 205 to 3954 and encodes 1249 amino acids. The record is from RefSeq and is a predicted model, not a curated record. Lineage: Eukaryota; Viridiplantae; Streptophyta; Magnoliopsida; Fabales; Fabaceae. Gene Ontology annotation, biological process: positive regulation of transcription by RNA polymerase II.
UGAACAAAAAGAAAAAAUAAACAAAGCAGAGAAAAAACAGAACAGAGAGAAAGAAAGGGUUUUGGACUCUGAAAAACUCUAAGCUCAUUCAUUCUCUUCUCUCUUCUUAAGCUUUUUCUCAAACCCUAAUCUCAUGCAUUCAUUCAUUCCUUCCGAUCAGGUGCAAAUGACUGAGGGAUGCUGAUUAUGUGAUUUUUUUAAAUCAUGUAUCCCAAACGUUCUAGUCUAGAUGAUCCUGAUUCCCGGCCGGUGCGCACAAGUGAUAGGAUUAAGACUAGGCCACCAGCUUAUAACCGUGCACCAUUUUUGUAUUACAACUCAAAUCUUAGGCGCCCCAGGAAAAGCAAGAAUAAGACAAGAACAGCAGCUUCGCAGAUUGCUAAGAUGUUGCGUCCAGGGAAUCGGAAAGCACGUGAUUUGAAUACUAAUUCUGGCUCUGGCAACCUUCGGCGCUCAACCAGGGAGAGAAGGGUCAAUGUAAAUCUUAUGGAGUUUGCAGACAGCUCUGGAUCUGAGGAUGCAGAUUUAAUGAGACCCUCAUAUCGACCAUUGAGAAACCGGAUUAGCAACAGUGUCAGCCGGGAUGGUGUUGUAUCUUCUAAACGCAAAAGAACUGUGGAUACUAAAUCAGCACCUCGACGUGAAGGUCUACGGCCUCGUCGAUCGAAGGCUGCUGGUAGAGAAAGAUUAAUUUCAGAAUCAGAUGAUGAUCAAGACCUUUCAGAGGAGAAAGUUGAACAAGAUGAAACAGAAAAUGGAAAUGAUGUUGAAGAAAAUGAUGCAGAAGAUGGCCAUAAUGAGAUGGAGGGGGAUGCCGAGGGUGAAGAUGAAGGUGAGGAUGAAGGCGAGGAGGAGGAUGGCGAUGAUGAUGAAGAUGGUGAAGAAGAGCAGGAUGGAAGAAGGCGCUAUGAUCUUCGAAAUCGUGCAGAUGUUCGCAGGUUCUCUAUGGAGGAAGGGAAGGCACGGCCAAGGUCUCCUCGAAGAGUGUUACAUCAAGGUAUGGGAACUAAGGUCAACAGGGAUGUAAGGAAGGGUGGAUCAAGAGUUCACAAGCGCCAUCGCUUAACAAGGCCGGAAGAUUCUGAUGACUCCCUUCUUGUGGAUGAGUUGGACCAAGGCCCUGCUAUUCCAUGGGGUCGAGGUGGAAAUAGAUCUGGCCCACCUUUUCUUUUUGGGGGUGUCGACACACAUGGAACAACAGCUUGGGGAUUAAACCUUGCUGCAUCGGGUUGGGGUCAUCAGGGUGAUGCUUUUGCUACACUGACUUCAGGGAUUCAAACUGCUGGUCCAAGCUCUAAGGGAGGGGCAGAUAUCCAACCCUUGCAGAUUGAUGAUAGUGUAAGUUUUGAUGAUAUAGGUGGGCUCUCUGAAUACAUCGAUGCUCUAAAGGAAAUGGUUUUCUUUCCAUUAUUGUAUCCAGAUUUUUUUGCAAGUUACCACAUAACUCCACCUAGGGGGGUAUUGUUAUGUGGGCCCCCUGGCACAGGGAAAACAUUGAUUGCAAGAGCUUUGGCUUGUGCUGCUUCAAAAGCUGGUCAGAAGGUUAGCUUUUACAUGCGCAAAGGAGCGGAUGUGCUAAGCAAGUGGGUUGGUGAGGCCGAAAGACAACUGAAACUUCUAUUUGAGGAAGCACAAAGGAAUCAACCUUCUAUUAUUUUCUUUGAUGAAAUAGAUGGACUUGCACCUGUGAGAUCUAGCAAGCAAGAACAAAUUCACAAUUCCAUUGUGUCCACUUUGCUUGCUUUGAUGGAUGGCCUUGAUUCUCGUGGACAAGUUGUUUUAAUUGGAGCUACCAACAGGAUUGAUGCUAUUGAUGGAGCCUUGCGACGUCCUGGCAGAUUUGAUCGUGAAUUUAACUUUCCCUUGCCUGGUUGUGAGGCACGUGCUGAAAUAUUAGACAUUCAUACUCGCAAGUGGCAGCAUCCUCCUCUAGAGGAACUGAAAAAGGAACUUGCAGCUAGUUGUGUAGGUUAUUGUGGUGCUGACCUAAAAGCUCUCUGUACUGAAGCGGCCAUUCGUGCUUUCCGUGAAAAAUAUCCACAGGUUUAUACAAGUGAUGACAAAUUUCUAAUUGAUGUUAAUUCUAUCAGGGUAGAAAAGUGUCAUUUUAUUGAAGCAAUGUCUACAAUUACUCCUGCUGCCCAUAGAGGAGCUAUUGUGCACUCUAGGCCAUUGUCUCUAGUAGUUCAACCAUGUCUUCAGAGACAUCUGGAGAAAGCCAUGAGUACUAUAUCUGAUAUUUUCCCUCCAGUAUCUGUUGCAUCAGAAUUGUCCAAACUUUCAAUGCUUUCGUAUGGGUCUGCAAUUCCACUUGUAUAUCGACCUAGGCUUCUACUUUGUGGUGGUGAAGGCACAGGGCUGGAUCAUCUUGGGCCUGCGGUUUUACACGAACUGGAAAAAUUUCCUGUACAUUCAUUGGGACUUCCAUCUCUUCUGUCAGAUCCUAGUGCAAAAACACCAGAGGAGGCGUUGGUACAUAUAUUUGGCGAAGCUAGAAGAACAACACCAUCAAUUCUCUAUUUACCACAGUUUGAUGUUUGGUGGGAAACUGUGAGUACAUAUCUUGUAAAUUUACUUCUAAAUGAACUGAGCUGCAUGUGCAAAAUUUAUCUCAUUCUGAUGAGUUCCAUAAUUAUUUUAUUGCCUCUGAGUUUGAUUGGUUUACUGAUCAUGCAGGCUCAUGAACAGCUUAGAGCUGUUCUCCUGACUAUGCUAGAAGAAUUGCCAUCUGACUUGCCUAUCUUACUUCUUGGUACAUCCUCAGCUGCACUUGCUGAUGUUGAGGAAGUGCCUACUUCAGUUUUCCCUCAUCGCUCAGUUUAUCAAGUGAACAUGCCAUCUACCGAAGAUAGGACCUCAUUUUUUGAUCGUUUAAUAGAAGCUGCUAUGUCGAUAUUGCUGGAGCGAAUCAGCAAGAAAUCCCAGGAUACAGGACGCCUUUCAGAACUUCCCAGGGCACCAAAAUUGGCUAGUGGUCCAAAGGCGUCUGAGCUAAAAGCAAAGGUUGAAGCUGAGCAGCAUGCACUCCGUAGGUUGAGAAUGUGCCUCAGAGAUGUUUGCAACCGGAUAUUGUAUGACAAACGAUUUAAUGCCUUCCAUUUUCCAGUCUCAGAUGAAGACGCGCCUAAUUAUCGUGAUAUUAUACAGAACCCAAUGGACAUUGCGACCAUCUUGCAGCAUGUUGAUAACGGCAACUAUAUUACAUGUGCUGCAUUCCUGCAGGACGUUGAUCUUAUUGUUUCCAACGCAAAGGCUUACAAUGGAGAUGACUACAAUGGUACUAGGAUUGUCAGCAGAGCUUGUGAGCUCCGUGAUGCGGUGCAUGGGAUGCUCUCUCAAAUGGAUCCAGCACUGGCUGCAUAUUGUGACAAGAUUGCUAGCCAAGGUGGCCCAGUUCAUUUGCCUGACGAAUUAGGGGAUACUACAUUCCCUGCUACUCCUGUUGUACAGAUGGGCACCACUACUAGAAUGAGUGCUCGACUUCGUCAUGUCCAACCAGAGGUUAAUAUGGAUCAGGGUUACGAAGUAUUGAAGCGGACUAAGAAGAUUGGUGAUGGUGUACAUGCAGCAGACGACAAAUUGCAAGAUUCAAUACCGACAAACUCCUCCCAGGAGCAGCAUCAGGUGGUACAAGAAGAGGUGGAUUCUGAAAGAAUGGAGCCUGUAGCAAUGGAUGGAGAUUUUGAUGGAUCUUGUCCAAAUAACCUUGCUGAUAGUAGCAGCCUUCAUGAUAUCACGAUGCUAGAUGGUGAAUUUUCAAGACAAGUUGAGUCUGUCAAGCAGCAUUUCGUUAAGCGCACUGAAAAGUACAGCAUCCCACAACUUGAAAGGCUUUACACGAGAAUCAUGAAGGGUGUGUUUGAAACCAAAGAUAAAGGAUUGAAUGAUGAUGACCUCAAAACUUCGGUUUUGGGGUUUUUGUUGAAAUAUGUAGAGGAUGAUGCCAAUUUCUGACAACUGAGUUUUCCCUUUAUUCUCCGAUGAUUUAGAGAAAGAAAAAAAAAGGAAAGAUUUUUACUGUAAAGUCGGGAUAUUUUUUUUUUAAUUUUAAUUCAAUGUUAUUUGAUUGAGCACCAGAGUUCCUCUCUUUUUCCAUGACAGAAAGGUUCAAAUCGAUGUAUAGAGGAGUAAGCUUAUUCUUUCUAUAUAUUCAGUGAGAUUGUAAUUUUAGAUUAUCAUGAUUAGAUGUUUUAGUUUAUGCCAACAUACAAAAGCUAAAGGUAGCUAGAGAUUGGAAAUUUCAGCUUGAAUGGUAGAACCUCUUUUUAA